This is a messenger RNA of Ziziphus jujuba (common jujube), 1254 nucleotides long. RefSeq names its product pectinesterase 3. NCBI's taxonomy places the organism in Eukaryota, Viridiplantae, Streptophyta, Magnoliopsida, Rosales, Rhamnaceae. Gene Ontology annotation, biological process: negative regulation of catalytic activity. The record is from RefSeq and is a predicted model, not a curated record. The transcript has a single exon. The coding region runs from base 297 to 1034 and encodes 245 amino acids. Gene Ontology annotation, molecular function: enzyme inhibitor activity.
GUUGUGAGUGUGGAAAUGAAAACCGAGUGUGGAAAUGAAAACCGCGUUCUCUUAAACAAGUGAACUUUUAGCUUGGUUUUUUGGGUCUUCUUAUUUGCCUUGUAUAUUUCGCCGGUGGUUUCAGAGCUUGGUCACAUACAUGGAAAAAUAAAAAAAUAAAAGUAAAAAUAAAAAUCCGUUUCUAUUCAAUUACAUCAAAAUUCGAGAGUCAAAGAAUUGUCCAUAAUCUGAUCAAAAUUCCUCCUUCAUCGUCAAAAACCCACCACCAAUAGAAAAGAGCAUAAAGAAAAUCAGACAUGGAUUCUAUCAACUUCGCCAAAGGCUAUGGCAAAGUAAACUCAAACCAUCUUGAAGUUGAAGAUCGGGUCCCAAACUCAACAAAUCCACAUCCAAAAAUCCAUCAAAAACGUCUCGUCGCCAUUUUAGCUCUCCUCCUCCUGUCUCUGCUCAUCGGCUUAAUGGUCGGAGAUCUCAUACACGAGUCCAACACCGAGUCGCCCGAGUCUCCCUCUUCUUCCACCACCAACUCGGCCCAGUCAUCCCUCAGGGCUGUCUGCAACGUGACUCGGUAUCCGGACUCAUGCUUCUCCAGCAUAUCCUCCCUAAAUAACCCGCCAGAAUCUGACCCAGAAGCCAUUUUCAAGCUCUCUCUGCGAGUCUCCAUUGCUGAGCUGACGAAGGUCUCAUCCUCGUUGAAGGCCAUGAACCAACAAAAAGAAACCGCUCUGAGUGAUUGCCAGGGUCAGAUUGAAGGAGCGCUAAGUCAACUCAACGACUCGGUGUCGGCAAUGGAGGUGGUGGGUCCGGGAGAGAAGAUGCUGACGGAAGGGAAGAUCAGGGACAUCCAGACGUGGAUCAGCGCGGCGGUGACGGAUCAGGACACGUGUCUGGAUGGGUUGGAGGAGAUGGGAUCAACGUUUGUUGAUGAGGUGAAGAAGAUGAUGCAAAAGUCCAAGGAGUACACAAGCAAUGCCUUGGCCAUUGUUGCUAAUUUCAACACCAUUCUUCAGAACCUCCAUGUGUCCCUUCACUGAUUUCCAUUGCCAUUCUAUUUUUUGUUUUGUUUUCUGUUUUCUGUUUUAGUUUUUGGGUUUUUUUUUUUUGGGGAACUAAUUUGUGAUACUAAAGUUGUUGUUUGUUUUUCUAAGGUGUAUCUUAUAUGUUGUGGGUGUGAAUAAUCAUAUACAAGAUAACUACAUCUAUAUGAUAUAAUUGGUAAUCAGGUUUGGGAAUAUGAUUUUUUUUUUUUUUUUU